This is a messenger RNA of Chelmon rostratus (copperband butterflyfish), 7005 nucleotides long. RefSeq names its product collagen, type IV, alpha 3 (gene col4a3). The record is from RefSeq and is a predicted model, not a curated record. The transcript is spliced from 53 exons. Bases 299 to 5299 code for a protein of 1666 amino acids. Gene Ontology annotation, molecular function: extracellular matrix structural constituent. Gene Ontology annotation, cellular component: collagen trimer; basement membrane. Lineage: Eukaryota; Metazoa; Chordata; Actinopteri; Chaetodontiformes; Chaetodontidae.
GUCUGAUUACCGUCGACGAGCCAAUGACAGAGGAGGAAACCCAGGCCUACCUGAGCAGGUUCUGCUGCUUUCUACUAACUCCACUACAUUUAGGGGAGGGAAAUGUGGUACUUUUAACUGCACUACAGCAGGUUGCUGUGGACCGACUGGAUCAGCUGCACGGACCCCCGCUGAACAGAACCGAAUCGAACUGAGCCGAACUGAGACGAAUCGGCAAGAGGAGCCCAUCCCGAGCUCCGUGAGUUCAUCCCGGAGUCAGUCUGGUCAGCCGGGACUCUGCUGCACUUUGUCCGUCCGCAUGGAGGCUCCGGGCGGCCUGAGACCAGUCGAGCUGCUGGUUCUGAUGCUCUUCUGCUCCCCGGCUCCGGGACACGCCGAGAGGGUGUGUCACUGCAGCGGGAAGUCCUUCUGUCACUGUGAAGGGGUCAAAGGACAAAAGGGUGAACCUGGUUACCUUGGAUACGACGGACUUCCUGGAGUGAUUGGUUACCCUGGAAAUGAAGGCCAUCAGGGCUCACCUGGAGAAAAGGGUGACCAGGGACCAGCAGGAGGUCCAGGACUGAAGGGCUCUCGGGGUCUUCCAGGAAAACCAGGCUUCCCAGGACCUCCAGGACUGCCGGGACUCCCUGGACACGAAGGUCCCAUUGGCCAACUAGGUCUCCCAGGAUGCAACGGGACAAAGGGAGACGUAGGUCACCCAGGGUUCCCUGGGGUUCUAGGGCCGAUCGGCCUCCAAGGUCAACCAGGACCACGAGGUACAAAGGGGGGCUCGAUUGUCUAUCCCGUCACUCAGACCAUUAAAGGAGCAACAGGACCACGAGGACCUGAUGGAGUAAAAGGGCUGAGUGGAGAUCAGGGUGAACCAGGCCUGCCAGGACUGCCAGGAGCCACUGGACUUCCUGGAACUCCAGGGUUGCCGGGGUUACCAGGAGAGAAGGGUCAGGAGGGUCCCAGUCCUGUGAUCCCGGGUCCCAGAGGACAGAGGGGUGACCGCGGCCCACCGGGAAUUCCUGGACAGAAAGGAAUCAAACUGUAUGCUGAAGGACCCAAAGAACUGAAGGGUGAACCAGGUGAAAUUGGAGCAAAAGGCUGUCGUGGACUUCCUGGUGUGGCAGGCAAACUGGGGGUUAAAGGAGGGCAGGGCGAUCGAGGUGAUCCUGGCACACUGGGUAAACCCGGGAAGGAUGGAGUCCCUGGAGAGCUGGGAGAACAGGGAGACCCAGGGGGUCGUGGGUUCCUCGGCCCUCCAGGCAUUGAAGGAGCCAAGGGAGAGAAAGGUGAUCGUGGUUUUCCAGGUCUUCCAGGAGAGAUGGUCUGGAAUCACAGAUUCCUGAAGGGCCAGCUCGGUGUCCCCGGGCCCCGCGGACCCCCCGGAGUCCCCGGAGAACAAGGACUCAUAGGUUUCCCUGGACUGCAGGGCAAACCAGGUGUGGCUGACCCUGGUCCACCAGGCCCCCGGGGGCUGACCGGCUCAUCUGGACCCAAAGGAGAACCAGGAGAGCCAGCGCCUGUGAUCAUUGGACCAAAGGGGCAGACUGGAGUCCCAGGUGCUCGUGGAGUUGAAGGAGAACCGGGAGAACCAGGAAUACCAGAUUUCCUGCAGGGAGAUGUUGGUCCUCCAGGAAGUAAAGGUACAAACGGACUGAUGGGACUUCCUGGAACCAGAGGGGAGGGUGGACAGAAGGGUGAGAAGGGGGAGGUGUGCACAGUCUGUCAAGUUGUUUUUGGCACUCCUGGACCUCCAGGUAAACCAGGAGAACCAGGCGAAAAUGGGUUGCGAGGUUCAGUUGGUUUUCCAGGAACCAAAGGUCAGAAAGGGGUCAAAGGUGUUGCAGGACUACCUGGUCCAGAGGGUCUCUUUGGUAUCCCUGGCCUCAUGGGGCCCUCAGGACCCGUUGGUGACCCUGGGAUUAUGCAGAGGGUGGGGCAGAAGGGCGAGGAUGGGGACCAAGGGGGGCCAGGACCACCAGGAUUUGUGGGGACAGAUGGACGUCAGGGAAUUACAGGACCAAAAGGUGUUCUUGGAGAGAAAGGAAACCCUGGGCCUCUGGGGCCAAAAGGUGACAGGGGCCCACUCGGGGAGACUGGUCCCAGAGGACAAUUAGGACAGAUGGGACCUUCAGGACCUCCUGGAAUUGGGACUCCAGGACCUCCAGGACCUCAAGGCGAUGUGGGAGUGCUGGGACAGCGAGGAGAUCCCGGAAGACCGGGGGAAAAAGGUUCUCCAGGAGAAAUCAAAACCUCUCCAGGAGAUCCAGGACAGAAAGGAGAGAAAGGUUUAUCUGGAAACCCCGGACCUGACGGUGUGACAGGACUUCCAGGUGAUGCAGGAUCUGUUGGUCUAAAGGGGGAAAAGGGAGAUGAAGGAUUUUCAAUCCAGGGCCCUCUAGGAUUCCCAGGGGUCAAAGGACCCAAGGGCGUUUCAGGAGCUCCAGGUUUACCAAGUUUUGGUAUCAAAGGACGGGCGGGGCCAUCAGGCCCCCCAGGAAAGCCAGGCCCCAAGGGGGACAGGGGUAUCGGGUUCCCAGGUCAGCAGGGUCAAUCAGGCCCACAGGGAGAAGAUGGCUCUGUGGGUCCCCAAGGAAUCCCUGGACCUGAAGGACUAGAUGGAGCUCCAGGACCUCCAGGACAAGACGGACCACCAGGGCCCAAAGGUCGUAGUGGUCUGGAUGGUAUACCCGGUCCUGUUGGUUUUGUUGGACUGUGUUUACCUGGACCUCCUGGGCCUGAAGGAGAGCAGGGACAGAUGGGUGUCAUUGGAUUCACAGGGGCCCGGGGCCCAAAGGGUGUGCAGGGUGACCUUGGGCUGCCGGGCGUGGGAGCCAUGGGGACUCAGGGUCUAUAUGGGACCCCGGGGUUUGAUGGACCUCCAGGGCCAGUAGGAGAAGUUGGACUGAAAGGCCUGAGAGGGACCAAUGGGGAGCCAGGAAGCCCAGGCAUCAGAGGGGACGAGGGCGUUCCAGGAGCCUUUGGGAGUCCGGGGGAAGAUGGUCAACCAGGAGAGACUGGACAACCAGGACCGACAGGUCAGACCGGUAUCGAUGGAGUCAGGGGUCCUCAGGGGCUUCUGGGGCCACAGGGGGACAGAGGAGAAACUGGAUCUAAAGGAAUCCAGAGAGCUGUGCAUAUAUAUGGUGAUCCAGGAGACUCUGGAUCUGCUGGGCCCGCAGGUCUUACUGGUGCUAAAGGUGAGAGGGGACCCCCGGGGCCAAGGGGCCUGGACGGCAGCAAUGGUAGACCUGGAAAUUCCGGGCCACGAGGGCUUCCUGGAGACCCUGGUAGAGAUGGAGAGAAAGGUCCUCCUGGUGCCUGUGGAGUUAACGGUGAUCCAGGAGAGAUGGGGAAGCCAGGUUGUAAAGGUGAGAAAGGUUUGACGGGGCCUUGUGGGCCAGCUGGAUCAGAUGGGAAGCCAGGACCAGAUGGACCUAAAGGUCCUAAAGGAGAACCAAGCCCACCUGGACCAGGAUCCAAAGGAUUUCCAGGAGAGAAGGGGAAUCCAGGAUGUCCUGGACCUCCGGGUCCAAAGGGGAAACCAGGCAAUGUUGGAAACUUUGGCCCUCCAGGAGCCUGUGGCCCCUGUGGCCCCAAAGGACCUUCUGGAACCCCAGGAUGCAGAGGUCCUCCUGGUUCUCCUGGGGAAAAGGGUUGUGAUGGUCCUCCAGGAAAAAAUGGCCCUCCAGGACCCACUGGCCUCACAGGUAACAAGGGGCCUCCUGGAGAUCCCGGUCCAGCUGGUCCAAGAGGAAACCAGGGACAGGAUGGAAUACCUGGGCCUCCUGGAGAGAAAGGAGCAAUGGGAGCCACUGGAUCCGGACCACGGGGCCCAGAGGGGAAGAAAGGUACACCUGGCUGUGCUGGGGAGAAGGGUCCUCCUGGUCCUUGUGGUCCACCUGGUCCCUGUGGUGCUGGAGGACAUCCAGGUUGUCCUGGUCCUCCUGGACCGCCAGGUCCUCCUGGUUGUCCAGGCAAGGAGGGAGUCUGCACUGGAGGAGGAAAAGGAGAAAACGGACUUCCGGGAGCACAAGGACCCAAAGGUCCACCAGGCACUCGGGGUCCUCCUGGUCCUCCAGGUUCUGGUUUUAAAGGAGAGAAAGGAUGUAAAGGAGCAACAGGUGACCCAGGACCACCUGGUUCCCCUGGUGACCCUGGCUCACGAGGCAGGCCGGGUGCAGACAGACCACCGGGCCCAUUCGGACCCAAAGGCUUAAUGGGAGAAACUGGUGUCACAGGACCUGCUGGUAUGAAAGGGGAGGAAGGACCUCCAGGUUGCCAAGGCCAACAAGGACCUCCAGGACCACCAGGGAGGAGAGGCCAGAGAGGGAAGGAUGUAUCCAGAGAGGUGGUGCUGUUGCCAGGGGACAAAGGCUUAACUGGAGAGCAGGGGCCCCCAGGACAAGUGGGACCCCCAGGGGCCCGAGGGACACCUGGAAGUCCAGGUUCGAAGGGCAGCAGAGGGAACGCUGGCAAAAGUGGACAAGGUGGUCGUUGUGGAUUGAAAGGGGAUCGGGGAGAUCCAGGAUGCCAAGGAUCAAAAGGUCUCGCUGGCAUACGAGGUCCGCCCGGCGCUAAAGGUGUUGCGGGUCUACCGGGUCCCUGCACGGACGCACCAGAGAUGGACGGCUUCCUGUUCACCAGACACAGCCAGAAACUCCGUAUCCCAGAAUGCCCUUCAGGGACCACUGAGAUAUACAGCGGGUACUCACUGCUGUUCGUCAACGGAAACAACCGAGCUCACGGACAAGACCUGGGUACGUUAGGUAGCUGCUUACCUCGUUUUACCACCAUGCCCUUCCUGUUCUGCAGCACUGACAGCACCUGUCGCUACGCCUCACGCAACGACUACUCCUAUUGGCUGUCCACCGAUGAUGAGCUGCUGCCGAGCAGCAUGCCGUUCAUCUCCGGGGAAUCACUGAGGAAUUACAUCAGCCGGUGUACUGUAUGUGAGGCCAAAGCCAACGUGAUCGCCGUCCACAGCCAGACCAGUUUGAUUCCGCAGUGUCCUUCAGGCUGGGAGCCUCUCUGGUUCGGAUACUCCUUCGUGAUGGAAACAGGAGUGGGGGCGGAGGGCUCAGGUCAGCCUCUGGCCUCUCCUGGAUCCUGCCUGGAAAAUUUCAGGAAGAUUCCCUUCAUCGAGUGUCACGGCAGAGGAACCUGCAACUACUACACCGACUCCUACAGCUACUGGCUGGCUGCUCUCAACCCCAGCGACAUGUUCAGUAAACCGAAGCCUCAGACCAACACGGGAGCGUUUCCGGGAAACCUGAUCAGCCGCUGUCGAGUCUGCAUGAAGCAGCUGUAAUACCUGCUACUGAUGAUGGUGCUGCUUCUGCUGCGCACUCACACCUGCCCUGCAGGUGUGUCGGCAGCAGAAGGUUUAGAGGACGACGUUAUGCUAAUGAGCCGUGAUGUGUCGCAGUAUUGACCAAUGAGAGGGCAGAUAUGUUCACCGUCUGACCUCAGUUCCUUUAACAGGAACUUCAGUGAAAAUUCAAACAAUGUUGGAGCUUGUUGAAUUCUUAAUAAUUAAUGACCUGUUUCAAAUGUAUCAAUAAUAUGUUAAUGAAUCAUUUCUGAUUGACAGAAACCUCAAAGAUCUGAUCAAUAGUUUAAUCACUAAUCAAUAAGAUUAGUCUGUAACCUUUUACUCUUCACCAGCAUUCAUCAGGACACCUCAGAGUGUUUCUGCUGGUAUGAGCACCCUGUCAUUACUACUACGACUACUGCAAGUAGUACUUCUCCUGUUACUGCUACUGUUACUGAUAUUACCACGUCCUUUAAAUAAAACUAGCAAUGCCUCAGAGUCAAAAAUACUUUUACUGCGACAUUAACAUUCCUGCACUGACAGCAUUUACAGAAGUACCAGCAGUAAAAUGUACAUGAGUAUACAAAGUAGAAGUAUACAUUCUGAGGAUUUGUUCUGGAGUACAUCCAGUAGUGAAUGUAAAAGUACACAUUUCAAAGUAUCUGCUAACAGAAAAAAGUACUGCAGUAAAAAUUAAAGUUUUUCCCUCUAAGAUGUAGUGCAGGAAAUCUGGAAGUACUCAAAAGAAAAACUAUACUCCCAUAUAACACAUACUUACUACAACGGCUAAUAUGAGUACCAUUAUAGUAGUAGUACUAGUAGUAAUCCUGCUUCUUGUAUUAUAUCUUUUUAAGAGUAAUAAGACAAGUAUCAAUCUGACUAUUAACAGAAAGUAAUUGUAGUACUAUGUGCACUACCACCAUUGCUAUCACCACUACUGCUACUACAGUACUGUGGUACUUGCAUGCAGGUCGUUUUUUAACAAUAACAUUUUGAUAUUCAGUGUAGUUGUGAGUGUAUUCAGUUACAACUACUGCUACACCUACAACUAGAAGCUACGCUGUACGCCCUCUGCCACCAUUAUCUACUAAAAGUUACAACCUCUUAGUACUACUGCUACUUCUACUACUGUAAGCAGUGCUGCGACUGCUGGUACUACUAAGUGCUACAACUACUGCUGCCAUUAUCUGCAAAUCUAACUCGUAGUACAACUACUCCCACUGCUGCCACAAAUACUAACAGGACUAAUACUACUACUGUGACUGGAGCUGCAGUACUGCUGUCUGCCAUCAGAUGGAGCUCCAACAAAACUUGAAGUGAAUGAGAAAAACCGAGCAGAUUAACGCGAUUUUAUUUUCCGCACGGCAACAGAGUUUGGCGCUCUCUGAUUGGAUGAUGCUCUCUGCAGUGCACUCUGGGGCUUGUAGUUGUCCUCUGUCAUAAAGUUCUGCAGGAGCACUGAACGUUUUCUUUCUAUUUUUAUCAAACAAUGAUAAAGAACAGAUGCACAAAUACACACCAAUAAAUAAGAGUUUACAGUCUGCCCACGUUAUCCUCCAAUCAUCUCAAAGCUCUUGUUCUCACUUGUACAUACUCCUCUCCUGUCACUGUUAAAUCCACUGAUAUAUUCUGAUUCAUUGGGAUAACAUUAUUUUUUUGUGAAUAUGAUUCUUGUUGAAUUUAAUAAAACAUGUUGUUUUACA